GCUUCCUUGGUGCUCUCCCUGGUCUUUAUCUUCCUGUAUCUGCUCUACCAGCCCUCACCGUCCUUCCGGUGGACCAAGCUAUCUAGGCUCAGCCGCCGCAGGCAACAACCCAAGCCCGCGCCGCCCAUCAUAGAGGAGGAGGACGACGGGGACGACACUGUGUCCGAAGAGGAGCCGCCCCGACGACGACACAUCGAGCACACGCCCCUGCCGCCUCUGCUUACCGAUUAUCCGUAUUAUCCCUUUGACGGCGGCGUCUUGAGCCACAGCAGUCGCAAAGGCAGCGAGGCGAGGGAGAAAACGGGUCGCAAAGAAUUGGUGCGGAGCAGCGACAAACGAAACAGCAGCAAGAGCGGCAAACAAGCCUCAACCAACGAAAGUGGGGGAGGAAAAGGAGGAGGAAGAGGAGGCGGAGGAGGAAAGGGGUCAAACAGCGAACGUAACACCUCCAAGAGCAACCACCACCGCCAUGGCGACAUCGACGACGAAGACCACGACCCUCGGCCCGCUCGACCAGCUCGACGCGUCACUGGACGACUUCGCGCGCUCGAUUCGCAACCCGAACCGCCUGCCGUUCGGCUACCAGUCGGCCCACUCGGGCUUCCGGAGCGACGACCCGAGCGAGGCGGACGCCUCGGACUCGGAAGCAUCCGCCGGUGGCUACAGUCCGCCCGCCUGGAGACGCCUCGGCAACGGCGACCGCAGCAGCGGCUUCUGGCGGAGAGGUGACGGCCUCGCCAACAUGUACGACGCGGCGGACGACGCGGCCGAUGACGAUGACGACCUUCUUGACGGGCGCGCGCGCGCGAGAGAGAGCAGCCCGGAAUACGAAAGCGCCGACGAGGGGGACCCGAUCCUCGCGCAGGCCAUCAGGACGAGGUUACCGACAGGCAGUCUGUCGCCCGAGAAGGGGGCCAGUCCCGAGCCGGAGUUCCACCCGGCCCAGCAGCAUCUCAUAGAUGAGGUAGUGAACAUUAAGCGGGAAGACGAUGAUGGCCGCUUGGCCCUGAGCGACCUGAAGGAUGAGGCGCUCGCGUCAAAACAUGUCCCAGACAACUUCAUUCGCUUCGCCGUUCGAGCAGAGGUCCAGCAUCGGACCGAACCCAUCGAGUUGGCCAUCAACUUUGUCCGCACCACGUUCCACGCUAUGACCAGGUCGUGGACUUCCAUGUUCUUCUCCUUCAUCGUCGCCAUACUGUCGUAUGCAGCGCUACGAUGGCUCUCACAGCCGGCAGCGAUGCGGCCAGUCCCCGAUCUAGUCAAGGUCGCCGGAGUCGCCCGCUCGCUCGAGCCUCUGAUCUACUACUCCGAGAACGGUAUCCAGCAGGUGGGCGACCUACAGGCCACGGGGGUCGCGGUCUGGGAUCUCGGCGAGAGCGUCCGCAGCAGUAACCUGACCUCGGCUCCGAUCAUCGUCAAGGAGCUCGACGAUCUCAGCGAAAGCCUCAAGACGCUGGCCAUCGAACUCACCAAGUUCUUUGCCAACGUCGACGGAGACAUUGACGGCAUUCUGAUCGUCAUGGACUGGGCCCGCCGCGAGCUUCACCAGGUACAACAUCUUCCGACCCUCCCCUUCUCAUUCGCCUUCGACAACAUCCACAACCUCCUCUCCAACGCCGGCAUCCUCGAAAACCCGCACACCGGCCAACCGACCCGGCUCGGCGUCCUGGCAACCUCCCUCUUCGGCUACUCUACGCCCCAGCGCACCAAGCAGGCCCUGCAGCGCACCUUCAACGAGUUCCUCACGGUACUCGAGGACGCCGUCUCGUCCGAGCUCCAGCACUCGCUCGCGCUGUUCGCCCUCUUCGAGGCGAUCGACCACCAGUUCCUCAACCUGGCCCGCACCGUCAUCCGCGAGGCCUCGCUGCAGGACGAGGCGCACGCCGACCUGCUCUCGUCGCUCUGGACGCGCAUUCUGGGGCCCAAGGCGUCCGAGGUGGCCAAGUACGAGCGCAACCGGGAGCUGCUGCGCAACGUGCGCGAGAAGACGGUCGCCAACAAGGGCAUCCUGGUCGAGCACAACCACAAGCUGCUCACCCUCAAGGCCCAGCUCGAGAACCUCCGCCGCAAGCUCGUCUCCCCGCUCGUCCGCAGCGUCAACAGCAGCACCCUCACCCUCGACGAGCAGAUCCGCGGCCUCGAGGUCGUCGGCGCCCACCUCGAGGACGUCCGCAUGCAGCAGAAGAGCAAGCUCUUCCAUACCCUCUACGGGAGUGCCGGCAGCGGUAGCGGCGCCGCCAGGUUACCCCCCUCCCCGGCGGCCGCGUCCAUGGGCGGGAGGCGGUUCGCCACGGCCGACAUCAAGGAUGGAAGCGGUUAGAGUGGUGGUGUAAGGAAGCGCUCUAGCGUUUCUUUGGUAUUGUCCCUUUCUCUGCUCUCUCUCCCCCCUCCCACACCGUCCCCUCUUUCACAAGGCUUGAAAGGGAGUAAGCAGUGCCAAGAGAGACGGGAGUAUACUAACCAGGAGUUUUGAGGUUGUGCUCUUUUUUAUUAUUUUCUUUCCGGGUUUCUAGGGCGAAAAAAAAGGCGUCAUAUCUUGUGUUCAGGGUUGUUUGUUUCCAUCUUGUUCUUCUUGGAGCGGAAGGCUUGGGUUUGCUGGGCUAAGCUACUGCUAUUUCUUUCAGAUAUGAGGGGAUGGAGGAUGGACCGGAGCAUAUGGAGUCUCGCAUUCUUGGAUCUGGCGCAUGCAGUGGGUUAACAGUCCGGAAGAGCGACAGAUUACUUCCAUCUAACUCUACUUCACUUGUACCGAGACCCUGCGGUCGUCAAGGUGCACCCGGAUAGUUGCUUGGUCCUUGGCAUUCUCAGCCCUCGGAUCAGUACUGGCUGUGAGAGUAGGUUAGCUGCCA
Thermothelomyces thermophilus ATCC 42464 is the source of this 2849-nucleotide messenger RNA. RefSeq lists its product as uncharacterized. Lineage: Eukaryota; Fungi; Ascomycota; Sordariomycetes; Sordariales; Chaetomiaceae. The record is from RefSeq and is a predicted model, not a curated record. The transcript has 3 exons. Bases 470 to 2320 code for a protein of 616 amino acids.